Messenger RNA from Ustilago hordei, 801 nucleotides. Its product is annotated as related to CTL1 - RNA 5`-triphosphatase with manganese- or cobalt-dependent NTPase activities. The record is from RefSeq and is a predicted model, not a curated record. Gene Ontology annotation, molecular function: polynucleotide 5'-phosphatase activity. The transcript is spliced from 5 exons. Lineage: Eukaryota; Fungi; Basidiomycota; Ustilaginomycetes; Ustilaginales; Ustilaginaceae. Gene Ontology annotation, cellular component: mRNA capping enzyme complex. Gene Ontology annotation, biological process: 7-methylguanosine mRNA capping; polynucleotide 5' dephosphorylation. Bases 1 to 801 code for a protein of 266 amino acids.
AUGUCGUCUCCACAGCAGCAUGCGCCUGAGCGCUCUAUCUUUGGCGUCGAUCCGCUGGAUGACUUUGCUACCAUGGUUGGAGACUGGAUCUAUGCGAACAGUCGAGGAAGGCAGAAUGUAGAGGGCAAGAUUGGACAGAUCAUCGAUCAAGAAACGGGCGAAAGGAUACAGCUUCCUGUGCGAAACGAGACCAUCGUGGAUCUGAAUCGCACUCGGUUCGACAGCCGAAUGACGAUAUCACAACAUGCUCAGUACAACCGCAUCUUGAACUCUCUCGUUUCCAGGUCCGCCGAAAGCUCGUACACUGGCGCCAAGAUUAGCUAUCAGCGAAGAAAGGAGAUAGACUACUUCCAUCCUGCUCCUAAUGGCAAGGUGCGGGUGACACGCGAUGCCGAGACGCUCGCGAUCAAGCCGGGCGGGAUUGUUCAGAAGCAAAGGAUAGCCGACCUCAACAUCCACUGUCCGAAUCGCUUGUUCGAUUACCGCAUCAGCAUCAGCGUCGAGAACCCAGCGCAAGAACCGGCAUCCGACCAUGUGUCAUUACGUGAAAAGAAUCGCCUCUCGUAUACUCAUCAGAAUUUCAUCGUUGAUCUAACUCAAGUGACCGUGCCAGAAAAGCCGCAAGAGCCGAUUCAUGAGCUCGAGAUCGAGAUUCGAGACAUCGCGCAACUGAUGCAGGCUGCAGAGCGAGCCAAGGCCGAUGGGCCAAGCAACGGUUCAGGAGCUGGCGGUCAAGGCUGGACGCCUUUCGAUGACCAAGUGCUCAUUUUUCUCAACAACAUCCGAAUGCUGAUCAGGUAG